Ixodes scapularis (black-legged tick) is the source of this 1748-nucleotide messenger RNA. RefSeq lists its product as uncharacterized. Bases 208 to 1620 code for a protein of 470 amino acids. The record is from RefSeq and is a predicted model, not a curated record. Lineage: Eukaryota; Metazoa; Arthropoda; Arachnida; Ixodida; Ixodidae. Gene Ontology annotation, biological process: negative regulation of DNA-templated transcription. Gene Ontology annotation, molecular function: DNA binding. The transcript has 7 exons.
GACGCGUCUUCCCUUAAUUGCUUCCUCGUCCCGAAACUUCCCGCGCGUCACGGUCUUUCUUGUUUUUGCUCAGUAAGCAUUGUUCUUUUAGUUUUUAGAUAUAAUAUUUGGGGAUUUCAUUUCUUAGUUGUGUUUAUUAACGUGUCUUAUUUUCUUUUUUUUAUAUAUUUCUUUAUAUUAUAUACUUUUUGUUCGCCGACCGUGAGCAUGUUUGCGUACGUGAGGUACGAGGACAAGCACAAAGCUAUAGUUCCUAUUUCGCUAAUUAAACGGUUUACGCCGGAACAUGUAGAAGACUUUAAUCAUCAAAAGACGAAGAUGGUCUUUUGGAUGGCCGAGGACGGCACCCAGCGCGGCUUCUACAAGGGAAAGAUCCUCAAACUCGGAGAAACCAAAGACUUGCUACUUCGGGCGAUGGUGAAGGAGAGGCUGGCAUUGCCACGUGUCAUUUAUGACACAGGGGAAGAACAGCCAGCAGAGGAUGAAGGCUCAUGCUCAGGAACUGUUGCUGAGCUGCCACCGACAUCCCAAGUCUCGUCUCACAACCGUCGACAUGACGGAGUGGAUUUGGAGGGUCCACCAAUGGUUGCCGCAACAUUGUAUGAGGCUGAGCGAUCAAAAAAGCGUGCCCUUAAAGAAGAAGUGAAGCGCUUGAGACAAGAGCUGGACGAGGAGAGGAGGCAUGCUCGCAACGUGCAGAAGGCACUAAUGAGCAGACCACCCACUGCAGGAGCGGAGUUGCCCUCUGCCAAGGCAAGCCGUCCUUCCGGCCCUCCUCUGGCUACUAGUGUUCGAGGAGGCUUGCCAGCUGGAGCAGGCUGCCCCCGAGCACGGGUGCACUCUUCUGCACCAGGGGCACGGAGGUCUCUCGUGCUGCCAGUUCUACAGGAAGACAUUCCAGUCCACGAUCCCCUUCCCUCCCUGGACCUGGAAGAGCUGGCGCACCCCGUGCCUCUGCCUGUGUGCUUGGCAGAGGAGCCACGUCAGUACGAGGGGACCCGACCCAUUGGAGCACUAGCUGGAGCGAUGGGCUCCUUGGUCCAGAGCCCCAGUUUGCCAACCCCUCCUGUCAGGGUCCCGGCUGUCGACCCCGUGCCGGCUGUGGACCCCGUGCCGGCUGUGGACCCCGUGCCGGCUGUGGACCCCGUGCCGGCUGUUGACCCCGUGCCGGCUGUUGACCCCGUUCCGGCUAGAGGCAUCAAGACCGCCCCAAAGACGAAGGGGGAGCACAUCGCCGAGUCUCCGACAGACGCAAAGUUUGUGAAAGAUCUUCUCCGUGCAACAUGGACCGACAGGGAGCUUCGCAACAGAAGCCUAUCGGGGGUUCCCUGUCGGCGAUUUGUGAAGAUGGAGAACGCCAAGGAGCCAAGGACGGCCCUGACUCCCGAAAAAGUCUGCAGUAUUCGUGCUGCCUUCUCCACCUUCGUUGGGGAUGCCCCGAACAAGAAGCGGCGGCUAGGCCUAAUGAAUAAGUAUGUGGCCACCUUCCUGCAAGACAAGGCCAACCAGUGGAGAAAGCUGGAGGCCAAGUCUGCACUGCAGCUAGCAGCAGAGCAGCCACCAGCUCAGCAGCCGGCUACCCAGCAGCUGGCAACCCAGCAGCCUGCUGAGAGCGGGUAGACGUAGACUACUACCCAAGGGGGAACGAUGUGUGGGAGUAUUUUGGCAAAAUUAAUGCUUUUUACUGAAGCCAUAUUUCCCAAUGUACUUAAAAUUCUCCCUACCUUCAAUAAAGUUAUUAUGGUAUA